This is a messenger RNA of Dermacentor silvarum, 3957 nucleotides long. It is a transcript of the gene RtcB, whose product is annotated as RNA-splicing ligase RtcB homolog. Gene Ontology annotation, biological process: tRNA splicing, via endonucleolytic cleavage and ligation. The transcript has 12 exons. Gene Ontology annotation, molecular function: RNA ligase (ATP) activity. The coding region runs from base 193 to 1713 and encodes 506 amino acids. Lineage: Eukaryota; Metazoa; Arthropoda; Arachnida; Ixodida; Ixodidae. The record is from RefSeq and is a predicted model, not a curated record. Gene Ontology annotation, cellular component: tRNA-splicing ligase complex; nucleus.
UAGCCAACACUUGCUUCAACCAGCAGAGGAGGCGCUGCUUCAACGAUUGUAACUUGGCUUACGUUUUGAGCGCCUGCUGUGCCUGCUCGUACAUUUUUUCGCUUUUGUAGCGAUGGGUCUCCUGUACAAGAUUUUCUGAGAAGUUCGUGCUCCGCUGUGCGUGGCGCCUUGGGCGUUCACUAGGCCGCCAAGAUGGGUGUCCGUAGCUACAAUGAGGAGCUCGGCUUCCUCGAAAAAAUGACAUCAGUGUCGUGGCGUAUCAAGAAAGGGUUCGUGCCAAAUAUGAAGGUUGAAGGAAUUUUCUACGUGAACAACCUCUUAGAGAAGCUGAUGUUCGAAGAGCUGCGGAAUUCGUGCCGCCCAGGAAACGUUGGCGGAUUCCUGCCAGGUGUUAAACAAAUUGGAAAUGUGGCCGCCUUGCCUGGAAUCGUUGGACACUCAAUAGGGCUUCCCGACAUCCAUUCUGGUUAUGGCUUUGCGAUUGGCAACAUGGCAGCAUUUGACAUGGAUGAUCCCAAGGCCAUUGUAUCACCUGGCGGUGUGGGCUUCGACAUCAACUGUGGUGUGCGUCUGUUGCGAACCAACUUGAUGGAGAAAGACGUUCUGCCCAUCAAGGAGCAACUGGCACAGAGCAUGUUCGACCACAUCCCCGUUGGCGUCGGCUCCAAGGGAAUCAUUCCCAUGAACGCCAGAGACCUCGAAGAGGCCUUGGAGAUGGGCAUGGAUUGGUCCUUGAGAGAAGGCUAUGCCUGGGCCGAGGAUAAAGAACACUGUGAGGAGUAUGGACGGAUGCUGAAUGCUGACCCUGCCAAGGUUUCCAUGAAGGCAAAGAAACGGGGCCUACCUCAGCUGGGAACCCUGGGUGCCGGCAAUCACUAUGCUGAGAUCCAAGUAGUAGAGGAGAUUUACGACAAGAACAAUGCAGCCAAGAUGGGAAUUGAGCGUUGCGGUCAAGUGUGCGUCAUGAUCCACAGUGGCAGCCGAGGCUUUGGACACCAAGUGGCUACUGAUGCAUUGGUAGCCAUGGAGAAAGCCAUGAAGCGGGACAAGAUCGAGGUCAAUGACCGGCAGCUGGCCUGCGCCCUUAUUCGCUCUGCCGAGGGACAGGACUAUCUGAAGUCGAUGGCAGCCGCGGCAAACUUUGCCUGGGUCAACCGCAGCAGCAUGACUUUUCUGAGCCGUCAGGCAUUUGCCAAAGCAUACAACACGACCCCAGACGACCUGGACAUGCAUGUGAUCUACGACGUGUCACACAACAUUGCCAAGGUGGAGCAGCACGUGGUGGAUGGCAAGAUGCGUACCUUGCUCGUGCACCGCAAGGGCUCGACACGAGCCUUUCCUCCUCACCACCCUCUCAUUCCCGUAGACUACCAGCUGAGUGGCCAACCGGUGCUGAUUGGCGGAACGAUGGGGACCUGCAGCUACGUCUUGACGGGCACUGAGCAGGGCAUGGGAGAGACAUUUGGCACGACUUGUCACGGCGCCGGACGUGCGCUUUCUCGGGCCAAGUCGCGGCGAAACCUCGACUACCAGGAUGUACUGGACAAGCUGAGUGAGAUGGGCAUCUCAAUUCGCGUGGCCUCACCGAAGCUGGUCAUGGAGGAGGCUCCAGAGUCGUACAAGAAUGUGACAGAUGUUGUAAACACGUGCCACGAAGCUGGCAUCAGCCGCAAAUGCAUCAAGCUCAGGCCCAUCGCCGUCAUCAAGGGCUGAUUGAGAUUGUUUGUCUUCGGUGAUUGGAAGGUGUCAAUGAGGCCACAUUUCCAAACUUUGGUGUUCAGGACUGAUGUGGGACAAACCCCUUGUUUCCACUAAGGGGUUUGUUACAAGAACAAGUACGUGUGUGUUUGUGCGCGUGUGUGUGUUAUACUUUGCGUUUUUGUUAUCUUAUUAGAGGCUGAAUCUAUGUGCCCUGGUGAUGUGUGAUUCAGUGAGUGCCUUUGGACCAGCCUAGCUGGUGGCAUUGCAAGGAUGAAACCUGGUGUUUUCUCAAGGAGGUUAAAAAAAAUUUUAUGGAGUGGAGAUGUCCUCAAGGUGAAGCAGGCCGCCGCCAUCUUACCAGGGGAAUCGAUUAACGUUGUCAUUCGGCGGAGAACAGGAAGCAUUUUCUUCUCACUUCUAUAGUCGGGUACAACUUUAGAAGCCAGCGGCAUUUGCCUCCUCAAAGGCGGAUGCAUACGAGCCUCCACCAAUGGGCGCGCACUAAAGACUUGUGUCAUGUGCCAGACGGCCGGUGUCCCCGCCGACGGAGAGCAUGCCAGCCCACGCUUCAAGCCGGGGCGAGUCGCGUCAGCGGGACUAUUUCUUUUGUCGCAGAGGAAAUCGGCUGCUGCGCUUCGGUCAUCUGGGUGGAGCCUCUCCUGUCUUCUUAAGUUGUACCCGACUAUAAUCACUUUGACUAGGCCAAUGUUGCUGUACAGGUGCUUCUCGAUGUGCCUGUCUGUGUCGCUGGUUUUAGGUUGAAGGUUUUGGCAACAUUAUGGGAGAUCAGAGUGUCACUACUCAGCCUAUGGCAAUAUUUUAGCCCGAAGCAACGUUCUAUUAUUUACUGAUUAGUCUAAAAUUUAUAUUAACAGACCAAAAGCAGUCAAACUGCGACAAUUCUCCAUGUAGUUCAGCACGCUUUCAGUGGUGAAUUAGGGGCAAGCGCUGGCUUCACCUCUGCUGGUAAGAAUCUGCGAGGGCUGCCACUCCAGAAUUUCUUUUUAUAACCUCCUUGUGCUUUCCUUAUCUUUCUGUCUUUUUAUUCUUAGUAUUAUGUGUCCUCAAUUCAUGUUCAAGCUACUGUGGACAGCAAUUUGACUGGUACCAAGUUUAAUUUCGAAUACAGCUCAUAUAAUAAGCACUUAUCUUCAAGCUGUCAUAACUUCUAAUCGAAGAAAAGAGGCGUUCCCCCAAACCACAGAAAUCCUACGAGCACAAAAUCUGAGAAAAAUUAAUUCAGUGCAAUGUGUACUUCGACAUGCAGUCAUCACACUGCUCUUCUAAAUUCUUGGCUUUGAGGUGAGAGCAUGAGCAAAUUUUAAAUCUUUUGCAAUUUCCAUGCUCCAAGAACUAUUGCGGUCAGCUGGACAUGUGUAACAGUGCGGUGUUGGUAGCUGAAGUGCUGCAGCUAUGGUGAGUGAGAACCCAGGAAUCCAUUAUAAGCUCCACCCACAAAAACGCAGUGCAUCUGCCCUUUACGUCUGAGAGAGAGCCAAAUCAGCUGGAGUCCGCUCACAGCAUGAUGACUUUAGUAUGCUAAUGUAAUUGCUAGACUAAUCAGAGAAUAAAAGCUUGUUGUUUCGGGGCAAAAUAAAACUGGCUGACCCCUAGUAACAGGAUCACCAUAAAAUUGGCCAAGAUGUUCAGGUUCUAUCCUAAAUCAUUGACAGAUCUGUAUGGAGAAAAACAGCCUUUUUAAACUCUAAAAACCACUUGAACUCAUAGAAAUAAACAAACCUAAUUGGCUGGCGCAUAUAUGCAAAUUGUGUUUUUGUUGGACAGCAUCAAUAUAACUUUUCAUUCUUAGCUUGUCGCCUGCUAUACCAUCAAUAUCUUUUGUUGACCCUCAACUUCAAGUACCCUAUGCUCAUGUUUCUUUUAUUGAUGGAAUUUAAAAGUAAUAUACAGCAAUUGCCUCGGCCUACUCAUGGAAUAUAUAUAUAUAUAUAAUUGCAACUGCAUGACUAGCGUUGCACACAAAAACAAAAAAGAUUAACUUUUGCAGAGUUUUCUUAUGGCAGCAAUGUCUGCAUGCUUUUUGGAAGACAUUUCUGUUAAUCUGCAUGUUGGCUACAGUGUGUGUUCUUGUCUUUCCUUCCUGGAGAAGUGAGUUGGUACAACCCAAGUCACUUUGACAUGUAUUUAUUUGACAUAUUGUGUACUUGUCACUAAGCAAGUACAUGAAAGACACCCCAGCAGCUGGCUGCUGUUUGCAACUGCUGUGAGCAAGUAAAGUGAUUUACAAGCAUGGCA